Molecule: messenger RNA, 1053 nt
Organism: Prunus armeniaca (apricot)
Lineage: Eukaryota; Viridiplantae; Streptophyta; Magnoliopsida; Rosales; Rosaceae
Source: the annotation of a GenBank genome assembly
AUGGCGUCGUGGAGUACUUCAACCCCUCUCCCUAUACUCCUCGGCCUCCUGUCCAUCCUCCUCCUCCACCCCCUCACCACCACCUUCGGCAUUCGCCUGGGCAUCAUUCACCGUAGCUCCCCUGACCUUCCCAUCUUCCGUGAAGCCCCCUCCUUUAAAAACGGGGAGCAAUGUGGCUCCGAGAACGCAGACGGCAUCCACGUGGCCAUGACCUUGGAUGCCAAUUACAUCCGGGGCACCAUGGCUGCUGUCUUCUCCUUGUUGCAACACUCAACAUGCCCUGAAAAUCUCUACUUCCACUUUCUCUCAGCGCAUAUUGCACCAGAGUUCUUUUCAAGUAUGAAGUCUACAUUCCCUUAUCUGAACUUCAAGACUUAUGCCUUUGAUUCAAACCGGGUUCGUGGAAAGAUAUCAAAGUCUAUAAGACAAGCAUUGGAUCAGCCUAUGAAUUAUGCAAGAAUUUAUCUAGCUAAUAUUCUUCCACCCAACAUGGGACGAGUUAUUUACUUGGAUUCAGACCUCGUUGUGGUGGACGACAUUGCCAAGCUAUGGAGUGUGGACAUGGAAGACAAGGUGGUGGCUGCACCAGAAUAUUGCCAGGCAAAUUUCACACAGUAUUUCACCCAUAAGUUUUGGUCUGACCCGUAUUUGUCAAAGACGUUUCAGGGAAGAAACCCAUGUUAUUUCAACACAGGAGUGAUGGUGGUGGAUGUGGAUAAAUGGAGGAAAGGAGGGUACACACAGAAAGUUGAGGAGUGGAUGGCAUUGCAAAAGAGAAAAAGGCUAUACAAUUUGGGGUCUUUGCCGCCAUUUUUGCUGGUUUUGGCUGGAAACAUCAAGGCUGUGGAUCACAGGUGGAACCAACAUGGACUAGGUGGUGACAACUUUGAAGGAGAGUGUAGGAGCCUCCACCCAGGUCCCAUUAGUCUUCUGCAUUGGAGUGGGAAGGGUAAGCCAUGGUUGAGGUUGGACUCCAGGAAGCCAUGCACCGUCGAUCACCUAUGGGCACCGUACGAUCUCUACCAUUCUUCUAGACACUUUCUGGAAGAAUAA